Molecule: messenger RNA, 993 nt
Organism: Ixodes scapularis (black-legged tick)
Lineage: Eukaryota; Metazoa; Arthropoda; Arachnida; Ixodida; Ixodidae
Product: carbohydrate sulfotransferase 11-like
Exons: 2
Coding region: 1-993 (330 amino acids)
Biological process (GO): carbohydrate biosynthetic process
Cellular component (GO): membrane
Molecular function (GO): sulfotransferase activity
Source: RefSeq, a predicted model, not a curated record
AUGUCUGAGAAGUCGCCUCGUACGGUCCACAAGAUAGCCUUGGUUGUUUUGUGCGCAGCAAUAGUUGCCUCGCUGGUAUAUUUUGAUUGGUUCCGACGGCCACCUUCUUGCACAACGUCAUCAUCCGGGGGCACGACCAGAGAGCAGACUUUCAGACGCAGCGACGAUGACUUCGCGUUCAGAGCAAGAAGAAUCAGGAAAGUGUGUCGCACGCACCAGGCAACCUUGGCGGAUCACAACAGACGCUUUCUCAACCGCAACGUCAGCUGCGAGCAGCCCGUGUUCGCCAACAACCGAGAAUGUACCUUCAUCAUCGACCCCGCAAGGAAAGUCGGCUACUGCUUCAUCAGCAAAGUUGCAUCCACCACAAUCCAGACCCUUUUCGGGCAUCUGCUCAACAUCAGCCACAUGGGAAACACACUUGAAAGCAUACACGGGGCCUUUCAUGAGAAAGUCCACACAGUCUCACCCAUGACGUUUCUACAGAGGAGCAGCCAGGAGAGCUACACAACCGCCAUGUUCGUGAGGCACCCCUUCGAGAGGCUAGUACCCGCUUACGUGGACAAGGUGAUAAGACCACGUGGUGGCAGGGUCUAUUUUUAUGGACGAUACUUUAACGACGUGCCUGGCGUCAAGGAAACGGGCCGGAACUUGACCUUCCCGGAGUUCGUCGAUUAUAUACUGAAUCAGUCGGUGAACGAGAUGAACUCUCAUUGGACUCCGUACUACGUGACGUGCCAGCCUUGUGCCGUCAAGUACGAGGUCGUUGGAAAGCUGGAGACAGGAAACAGGGACUUGGCGCUCUUCUUUGAAGCGCUGGGUGUUCGGCUCGAGGAUAUUCCGCAGAAAAACAAGGGUGGCCACCACGGGUUCCGCAAGGCUGCCCGAGACUUUUUUAACGAGCUCACUUCCGACCAGGUGAUGCGUUUAUAUGAGCGCUUCUUCUUCGACUUCGAGAUGUUCGGGUACGACUUCAGGGACUAUCUGCGCUAA